This is a messenger RNA of Aspergillus bombycis, 1272 nucleotides long. RefSeq names its product NADH:flavin oxidoreductase/NADH oxidase family protein. The record is from RefSeq and is a predicted model, not a curated record. Gene Ontology annotation, molecular function: FMN binding; oxidoreductase activity. Lineage: Eukaryota; Fungi; Ascomycota; Eurotiomycetes; Eurotiales; Aspergillaceae. The coding region runs from base 1 to 1272 and encodes 423 amino acids. The transcript is spliced from 7 exons.
AUGACCAUGCCCUCUCCUUUGAACAACCCCGUAAACCUCCCUUGUGGCGUGGUCUUCCCAAACCGCAUCGUCAAGGCAUCAAUGGCCGAGAUGAUGUGUGGGCAGGGGAAUCUGCCAAACGAUGAUCUUGCUGAAGCGUAUAAUCAAUGGGGCCGAGGUGGGUGGGGAGCUGUUCUCACCGGCAAUGUUCAAGUCGACGUUAAUCAUCUUGGAACACCAUAUGAUCCUGCUGUUCACGGAAGCUACACUGGCGAAGAAAACGGUAAAGAGUUGCUACCAGCUUGGAAAUCAUAUGCAAAAGCUUGCACCCAGCAUGGCACCCCGUGUAUUGUGCAAAUCAAUCAUCCAGGGCGGCAGUCAUUGCGGCUUGCAGGAAAGCGUGGCAUAUGUGGCUCAACUAUUGCUCCGAGUUCGGUUCCUCUAGUGAUCGAUGACAAUUUUUAUGGGAGGCUCAUCAGCCGGAUUACGUUUCCACAUCCGCGAGAAAUGAUGCAGGAAGAUAUUGAUACUGUCACGGCUCAGUUCGUUGAUACCGCGCGCCUUAUGGCUGAUAGCGGGUUCACUGGUGUUCAGUUGCAUGGUGCUCACGGAUACCUGAUUGAUCAAUUUCUGAAUCCAACGACCAAUAUGCGAACCGAUUCUUACGGCGGCUCCCCGUCCAAGCGCGCCAAGUUUGCUUUGGGCAUCAUUUCGAGUGUCCGAGCAGCUGUCCCUGCAAAUUUCUGUGUUGGCAUGAAACUCAACUCCGCAGACCACAGCUCCGAUACCUUUGAAGAUACCAUGGCCCAGAUCGGUCUCUUUGUCGAGGCUGGUAUCGACUUCCUCGAAGUAAGCGGAGGAAGCUAUACAAAUCCCGAAAUGAUGAACACACAUAAUACCGUUCAGGAAAAAAAGUCCUCUCGGAGCGUCGCUCGAGAGGCAUUCUUCCUGGAAUUCGCCACCGAAACAAGAAAGCGAUACCCAAACCUCGUUCUAAUGUUGACUGGCGGCUUUCGCACACGUGGUGGAGCGGAAUAUGCUAUCGAACAUGGCGCUUGUGAUCUGAUAGGAGUUGCACGUCCCGCGGCUAUCAACCCGAGCUUUCCAAAGUUACUGCUUAACGAGAGCGUCGCGGAUGAAGACGCAAAACUGCAAUUGAAGAGGGUACCCCCUCCAUUUUACGCUAGAUGCGUUCCAGGAAAGGCUGUGGGCAUGGGUUUGGAAACGGCGUACUACUCCAACCAAAUUAAGAGGAUAUCGAAAGGGUUGAAGACCAUUCCGCCUUCCUCGUAG